AUGAAAAACCAACCAGUCGUUAUAGAUAACGGAUCAGGAUCAUGCCGAGUCGGUUUGUCUUGGGAUUAAACUCCAAGCCACUGCUUCCCUGCAGUUGUAGGAAAACCAAAGAAAUAAGGAAUUAUGAUUGGUAUGGACAGCAAAGAUGUCUACGUUGGUGAUGAGGCUUUAGCUUUGAGAAGACUCUUAAAUAUAUAGUCCCCAUUUGAGAAUGGUAUUAUAAAAAAUUGGGAAGAUAUGGAAAGAAUUUGGCAAUAUGCUAUUAAUGAAUUAAGAGUCAAUCCAGAAGAUCAUCCAGUUCUUUUGACUGAACCAAUGUUCUUCUAAGAAUCCAACAGAGAGAAAAUGAUACAAGUCUUUUUUGAAACAUUCAAAGUACCAAAAUUUUAGGUUCAUAACGAAGCAGCAUUGGCACUCUAUAGUUCUGGAAGAAUCACAGGUUUUGUAGUGUCAUGUGGAGAAAGUUGUACAUACACAAUCCCAAUCUAUGAGGGUAAAGUUCUUUCAUAUGCUGCUCUCAGAAUUUGCUUGGGAGGAAAUGCAUGCACUGAAUAUUUUGUUAGGAUCUUGACUGAAUUGGGUCUUUCAUUCGAAUCAUCUACUGAAUUGGAAAUUGCCAGAGAUAUUAAAGAGAAAUUAUGCUAUGUUGCUCUUGAUUAUGAAGAGGAAAUGAAGAUAUACAAGGAAAGUAAGGCCAAAAACAAACAUUAUGAAUUACCAGAUGGAAACAUAAUUGUAAUCGAAGACCAAAGAUUCCGAUGUCCUGAACUACUCUUCAAACCAAAAUUAAUUGGUUUUGAAGUUGGAGGUAUCGAUGAAUUAACUCACAAAUAAAUUUUAAAAUGCUAAGAAGAAAUCAGAGACAAUCUUUAUAAAAAUAUUGUCCUGUCAGGAGGUACUAGCCUGUUCCCAGGACUCGAAGAAAGACUAAGGAGAGAAUUAUACUUUCUUGUUCUAUCAAAAUAGAAAAUCAAAAUUGUUGCCUAUAGAGAAAGAUUCUAAGAAUGGAUAGGUGGAUAAAUCUUAUCUUCAUUAUCUUACUCUGAAAAUAUGUGGAUCACAAGAAGAGAAUACGAUGAAAACGGUCCAACCAUAGUUCACAGAAAAUGUUAGACAGUCACUUGA
Paramecium tetraurelia is the source of this 1125-nucleotide messenger RNA. RefSeq lists its product as uncharacterized. Lineage: Eukaryota; Ciliophora; Oligohymenophorea; Peniculida; Parameciidae. The transcript is spliced from 2 exons. The record is from RefSeq and is a predicted model, not a curated record.